AUGGAAGUAGAGGAAGGUGAGCAGUUACCAUUCCUAGACGUUGAAUUGAUUCGUCCUAAUGGAACGCUGAAGAAGAAAUUGUUCAGAAAGUCCUAUGCAGGGAUAAUACUCAAUUUCCGGCCCCAUCACAAUUACAGGCUAAAUAUUGAAAUAGUAAGGAACAUGAUCAUCCAAAGCCUAAGCCUAACGGAUGUAGAAUUCUGGGACGAGGAGCUGGACAAAUUGAUAAAGAUAUUCAUCGGCAAUGGCUAUCCAAACGAAGUGACACAAAGGCACAUACAGGCUAUCUUCCUGCGAACUAACUCAAAAACUACGGCCAAUAUUGAGUAA
Messenger RNA from Protopolystoma xenopodis, 330 nucleotides. Lineage: Eukaryota; Metazoa; Platyhelminthes; Monogenea; Polystomatidea; Polystomatidae. The record is from the annotation of a GenBank genome assembly.